AGAAAUCCCAGGUGAACAUAAUCCCACGUCAUUGCUUCACACAGCAAUCCCCCCUAUAAAGCAGUCAUCAUCACGCUGCACAAAAUUAAUGCACCACUUAUGCUCUCUCCAUCGCCCGAGGAAAAUCAAGCGAAACCUUUCUGGCAAAGUCGCGCUAGUCCCAGUAGCCUGAUUCGCAAAAAAUCGCGUGGUGACACACGAUCAACUCUUUUUUUUUGUUUGUUCUUGUCUCUCUCUGUUUCUCCAGUCCUACUAGUUCAUUUUUUGUUCUUUCUUUCUUUCUUUCUCCUCGCAAUAUGCCGCGAAGGGGGGGGGGGCGUGUCAUCUUUGAAAAUUUUCUUUUUCGGCAUUCACACCGCGGUCUCGGUUUUGGACUAGGUUUUGAUGGAAGAUCUUUUGUUGCUUCUUUGACGCGAGAGAGUUGUGCAGAGAAGCUGAUGGGGGGAUAAAGUUCGUAGUGGGGAUGGGGGCUGCGUUGGUGGGUGUUUCAGUUAGGUGUGC
Molecule: messenger RNA, 501 nt
Organism: Bipolaris sorokiniana ND90Pr
Lineage: Eukaryota; Fungi; Ascomycota; Dothideomycetes; Pleosporales; Pleosporaceae
Exons: 1
Coding region: 100-378 (92 amino acids)
Source: RefSeq, a predicted model, not a curated record